UGAUACUGUAUUUCUUGUGAAUUCUUGAAGUUACCGUUAUACAAUACUGUAUGUGCAAUUUUUGUUUGCUCCCAGCACUUUCACACUAAGUUUCCUGCAAGUCUGCAAUGAAUGACUGACUAGCUAUAGUUUAGCUGCAAUUCAUGGAGAGACUUUUUAACUUAUAAUUUGCUUGUGCUUGACUAUGAACUAAAUGGUUCUUGCACUUCAUCUUAGUACUACAAUAUGGUGAAAGCAUAGUGCAUUGAUUUUUACACCUUAAACACACUGCUUGAAAAUAGUUUUAUCACCCACUGAUGUAGAGCCAACUGUCCUGCUCUAAGACUAAAAGUCUGAACUCUUUUAAACAAAACGUGUAAUGAAUGACCUUCUAUAGUGAAUGUUAUGCUUUGUUAAAUAUGUGUAGUGGUGAAUCUCUUGAAUUAUGCUGUUCAUUUUUUAACAUUUAUAUUUGACUUAGUUUGUUGUAAGCUUUAUGCAAAGUUAUUUUAAUGAAUUACUGUGGCAUGCUAGUCCAAAUAAUGUUAAAGUCAGUUUAGGUUGUGAAUGUAAGUGACAUGUACAUAAGAAAAUGCGAUAUUGAAGCAAGUUAAAAAAAAAGACUCCUAGAUCCAUAUAACUGACAAAAUGGGAGUGGGACCUCUGGUUGUUGAGGUCCUUUUGACUUUCGUAGUGGCAGCCGUGGUGCUUUCUCAGUAUGGUAACUGGUACCGCCAUCACCUGGUGGUUACAGUGGCUGUACUAGUAGCCUGGUACUUCUCCAUGCUUAUCGUCUUCAUUCUGCCUCUGGAUGUGUCAAAUACAAUCUACGAGAACUGUCUCCAAGACCAUGUUGAACUGAUGUCAACUAAACACUUAAGAGCAGUAGCUGGCAGUUCGGUGCCAGAGACCAACUUCAGUGAUGCUGCUUUGAGCAACAUACCACUGGAUGAUAGCAAUGAGACAGUACUGACCACCCCUGCACCUCCUGCCCUGGAGUGCCACAAGCCGUGGAGUCUAGUUCCUGCAGGGGUGUUUCCUGUAUUCUGGAGAAUCGUGUAUUGGACAUCACAAUUUUUAACAUGGUUAAUAUUACCAUUGAUGCAGUCCUACACAAAAGCAGGAGACUUCACUGUUGGAACCAAAUUGCGGUCUGCUGUAAUUGACAAUGCCAUAUAUUAUGGGUCGUACCUACUAAUCGUGGGCAUCCUCUUCCUUUACAUAUUGCUUACAGAUCUUGGCCUUGAUGGGGCGAAGAUACGUGCCAUUGCCGCAUCGGCUUCUAACACUUGGGGUUUGUUCUGGUUGGUGUUGCUGUUAGGUUAUGGGUUGGUAGAGGUACCUCGCUCUUUAUGGUACUCGGCCUCCAUUGCCCACACACUUCACCAUUCAUAUUUCCGAGCAGCUAAACUUUCUCAAGAGCGAGCAGAGUCCAAUGAACGAGUUAAUGAUCUUUUACAGAGCAUGCGUGCCCUUGGAGGAAGUGUUGGACCAGGGCACCCUCUUCGUUCUCAUAUGGAUGUCAUUGAGAACAAAAUCCCAACAGAGCUGUUAGAUCGUGUUAUCCGGCAGGCUCCACUAGACUCGCCUCAUGCCGAUGUACCCUCUGAAAAGGCGUUGGUCAGGUUACACAAACAGCUGAUCAAGGCACUACAAAAUCAGCGGCGUGUAGAAACACAGUGGGUGUUGCUGGUGGAGAAAAUUAUGGCAUUAGAAGACACACACCGCAAUGCAAUCUCCCAUGAUACCUCCUUCAAGCACUCCACACCACCUCGUAGACAUUACAUCAUAUCAUACGUAUAUACACCAACAAUGGAAUGGCUUUGGCGGUGCCGUGUGAGAGGCUACCUCCUACGUGCCCUUGCUGUGUGCUUUGCACUAGUGUCAGUGGUGGUGGUGUGGUCGGAGUUGACGUUCUUCAGCACCAACCCAACCAUCUCUCUAUUUGCAGUGUUUGUCAACCUUGCCAAGACUAAUUAUGAUUACUUUACAAUUGAGGUGAUAUCCUCCUUGUCAAUGGCAUACAUAGCCCUGUGUGCCUAUUCAACACUGUUCAAGAUUCGUGUGCUAAACCUGUACUACUUGGCACCUCACCAUCAAACAGAUGAAUAUUCUCUCAUAUUUUCUGGUAUGAUGCUGUGCCGCCUCACUCCACCAAUGUGCCUCAAUUUCCUCUCCCUCAUACACAUGGACUCGCAUGUCAUCAAAGUGCGCACUGAGGAGACACAUUAUACACAGAUAAUGGGCCAUAUGGAUGUUAUAAAGAUCAUCAGUGAUGGAUUCAACAUUUAUUUUCCCAUGAUGAUCGUGGCACUUUGUCUGGCUACCUACUACAGCUUAGGAUCCAGACUACUGUCUGCUCUAGGCUUCCAGCAAUUCAUGUGUGAUGACGAUCUUACAACAGAUCUCAUUGAAGAAGGCAAAACGCUAAUUAGUAGAGAAUCUCGUCGUCGCCAGAGAAUGGAAGAUAAUGCUGCCCGUCGAAAAGAUUUUGCAGAGAGAUUUGGGGGUGGAGAAUCUUCUGCCAGUAUGUACAGAUCGGCUCGACAACGGGCAGAAGAGUUAGUCCGACCAUUGAAACGAGAUGAUUCUUCUGAAUCGGCUCAGCUAGAGCUUCUCGGGGGUUCAGACAGCAUCGCCGACUACUCGUCACGAACAACCACCUCCUCUCUUACCAUGGAUGAUGACCUGGAAACUGGUCAUGGAGGUGGCAGGAUGUCCGGGCUGGCACAAUAUUCAAGAGCUCGAACUCAUAAGCCUGAUAAAGGACUGUUUGAUGAUGUAUAAGUACUACAAGAUCCCAGAAAAGCCUUAUUUAACUUAUUUUAAAAAUUGAUAUGAUUCUCAACCUAAUCAUUGUCAUAUGACAUUAUAUUAAUAUAAUAAACUGUUCUUAAAUUUUUUUUAAUUUUAACAGGUUUCCAGGUCAAUAUGUUUGUUUGGAUUAAGAUUCCUUUUCUUACAUUAGCAUGUUCCAUUUGUAAAAUAGUUAUAUACAAAAUAUUUAUCAUAUUUUCAUUGCACAAAUGUUUAGAAAAACUCAUAGUACUGUAAAUUAAAUUGAUUUUUUUUCUGUGACCCAAGAAAAGUAUCUAAGUAAAGAUAUAUACCCAAAGGUAUACCCAAAGGUAUACCCAAAGGUUUGAGAGUAAAUUAUGAAUAACAAGAUCUGUAAUAAUGCUGAUAUUAUCAAGGAGUUCUCAGGUGUUUACCUAGUCAGUUACUCAGUGACGAAUUAAGACCCAAUUGCCGUGAAACCUCGGUGUUGGUAUCCUUGUAAUACAUGGUAUGCUCUAUGUCUAGUACAAGAGCUGGGACACUAGAAAAACAGCAUAUUAGUAAUAUUGUAACUAGAAAUAUCUGUACUGUACCUUGAAGUUAUCAGUGGAUGUAGCUAAUUAAAUCACAGGUUGUAUAUCUACAGGUAUUUCAUAUAACAAGAAUGCCACAUUUUAGACUAGAAGGGUAUGAAUGCAACUGAAUUAACAUCUCGUGUAAUUUCCCUGAGAAUUAUGUACAUCUUUAGUGUGGCUUCAAUUAGACCAGAACCUUAACUUGAUGGUGACCUAAUUUUAGCCUGCCAUUGUUAAUAAUACAGUGCAAAUUGUCUAGCUGCAUGACAACCUGCCUCUAGAACUAGUUACUAGGUCAUGUGAUACUCGUAUGAUGUUUUGAUCUUACCCCAUCAGCUUGAGUAUAUUAAUGACAAUUUUGGGCAUAUCAUGCACUGUAUAACUCAUGAGUGAUGGAAGCUAACACGAGGAAUAAUUAAGAAUUGUUGUGGUUAAAGAUAAUGCACUUGGCAUGUGUGUGUCUAAUACAACAUUGGUUGUUUGAAUACUAAUAAAUCUUAAAUUGAA
Procambarus clarkii (red swamp crayfish) is the source of this 3839-nucleotide messenger RNA. NCBI's taxonomy places the organism in Eukaryota, Metazoa, Arthropoda, Malacostraca, Decapoda, Cambaridae. The record is from RefSeq and is a predicted model, not a curated record.